Messenger RNA from Acanthochromis polyacanthus (spiny chromis), 3700 nucleotides. Its product is annotated as transcriptional repressor CTCF. The transcript is spliced from 13 exons. Gene Ontology annotation, biological process: regulation of transcription by RNA polymerase II. Bases 187 to 2421 code for a protein of 744 amino acids. Gene Ontology annotation, cellular component: nucleus. Lineage: Eukaryota; Metazoa; Chordata; Actinopteri; Pomacentridae. The record is from RefSeq and is a predicted model, not a curated record. Gene Ontology annotation, molecular function: DNA-binding transcription factor activity, RNA polymerase II-specific; RNA polymerase II transcription regulatory region sequence-specific DNA binding.
UUGGCUCAUCUCGACCGCCAUUUUGUGUUAGGCCCACUCUUCCAAAGCGGGAGAAAAUUAUUAGCCCGGCGCAGAGCACACACGGCCGUCCGCUGAGAGACUGCUGAGAGCACCGCAAGCGCUGAGCUUCCAAGCGAAUAUAUCUGGGAAAAGAAACAACCAGGAAGUGUUGGUUGGCCCAUUGCCAUGGAGGGCGAGGUUGUUUCCAUGGACACCACUCAGGCUGCCCUGGCUUCUGAAGGAAAGGUCUUGCCAGAGGGCGGAGAGGCCUUGAUACAAGGGGCACAGGCUGAAGUGGCUGGCAACAUGGAGAUGAUGGUGAUGGACGCUCUCGAUCCAGCUCUGCUGCAAAUGAAGACGGAGGUGUUGGAGGGAGGCGGCACAGUAACAGUUACUGGUGGAGAUGAGGGUCAGAUCAUCACACUCCAGGUAGUGAACAUGGAGGAGCAGGCAGGUGCUGCAUUGGGUCUUGGCCAGCUUCAGUUGGUGCAAGUACCAGUAACUACAACAACUGUAGAGGGGCUUCAGGCCACUUAUGUUGAAGCAUCAACAGCUAACAAGGAUGCAGAACCGGUUAUCUGUCACACCCUGCCCUUACCUGAGGGCUUCCAGGUGGUAAAAGUGGGUGCCAAUGGUGAAGUGGAGACUGUAGAACAGGAGGAGCUCCAGGCUGCUCAUGAGGAGUUCCAAGGGACGAGGGGGGGGGGUGAAGAGGAGGAUGAAGAGGUAGCAGAAGUAGAAUCGUCUGUGCCACAGCAAGAUGAUCCAGACUACCAGCCCAUUACCACGGUCCGUAAAGGCAAGAAAGGAAAGAAAAGCCGCCUGCGCUAUGCAGAGGGAGAUCGUGGCAUGGAUGUGUCCGUGUACGACUUUGAGGAAGAGCAGCAGGAGGGGCUGCUGUCAGAGGUUAAUGCUGAGAAGGUUGUGGGUAACAUGAAACCACCAAAGCCCACAAAGAUCAAGAAAAAAGGUGUAAAGAAGACUUUCCAGUGUGAGCUGUGUAGCUACACCUGUCCAAGGCGCUCUAACUUGGACCGACACAUGAAGAGUCACACAGACGAGAGACCACAUAAAUGUCACUUGUGUGGAAGAGCCUUCAGAACAGUCACACUGCUAAGAAACCACCUCAACACACACACGGGCACUCGGCCACAUAAAUGCACAGAUUGUGACAUGGCAUUUGUGACCAGCGGUGAGUUGGUGCGUCAUCGUCGCUACAAACACACACAUGAGAAGCCUUUCAAGUGCUCCAUGUGUGACUACUCUAGUGUGGAGGUGAGCAAAUUGAAAAGGCACAUCCGCUCUCAUACAGGAGAGCGGCCCUUCCAGUGCAGUCUGUGCAGCUAUGCCAGCAGAGACACUUACAAGCUGAAGAGACACAUGAGAACGCAUUCAGGUGAGAAACCAUACGAAUGCUACAUCUGCCACGCUCGUUUCACACAGAGCGGCACCAUGAAGAUGCACAUUCUGCAGAAACACACGGAGAACGUGGCUAAGUUCCACUGCCCACACUGUGAUACCGUCAUUGCACGCAAGAGUGACCUUGGUGUUCACUUGCGUAAGCAGCACUCAUUUAUUGAGACGGGGAAGAAAUGCCGUUACUGUGAUGCUGUUUUUCAUGAGCGCUAUGCUCUCAUUCAACACCAGAAGACUCACAAGAAUGAAAAGCGUUUCAAGUGUGACCAGUGUGACUACUGCUGCAGACAGGAACGUCACAUGAUAAUGCACAAGCGUACACACACAGGGGAGAAGCCAUUUGCCUGCAGUCAGUGUGAUAAAACUUUCCGACAGAAGCAGCUUUUGGACAUGCACUUCAAACGCUACCAUGAUCCCAACUUCGUCCCCACUGCCUUCGUCUGCAGUAAAUGUAGCAAGACAUUCACACGCAGGAACACGAUGCUGCGUCAUACUGACAACUGCACGGGUGAAGUUGUUGGAGAUGAAAAUGGAACUGAUACACCCAAAAAGGGCCGUCGUGGCAGGAAGAGGAAGAUGCAGGCCAGGAGGGAUGAUGACGAUGACGACACAGAAGGUGAUCUGGAUGAGAUCGAGGAAGAGGAUGAGCUGCUUACUGAGAUUGAGGUGGAACAGGCUGAACCAGUAGUUCCUAUUCCAGCCCCAGUGGAGCCACCAGUCAAGAGGAAACGUGGACGGCCCCCAAAGAACAAGCCUGACACGGCUGCUAUCAUCCGUGUGGAGGACGAGACCACCGGAGAGGUGGAUGACAUCAUUGUGAAGAAGGAAGUUGGAGCCGAACAAGACGAGGAGGCCACAGAGGUGGUGGUGGUUGGAGGGAAGUCGACCAUUCAGAUGGAGGAGUUGUCCCAGGAAGAGGGAGCAACACAGGAGGUGCAGCUGUCCGAGGCCCCUCCUAAUGGAGACCUGACUCCUGAGAUGAUCCUCAGCAUGAUGGACCGGUGAUGGGUGUGAGGGUUGAACCUGUAAACACACCCAGACCCUUGAUUACAUCUUCAUUUUAAUUCUCGGCAUUUAGGAUAACAAACAAUUGCAUCCUGCACCAGAAAGAAAUGUCACAGUUGUAAUUUAAGAUUUGCUUUUUAAUCAUGUAUUGAUACGGACUUGGAUGAGUGGGAAAAAAAAAAAAAGAUUUUUAAUAAGGAUUUAUCUACCAAAAAUGCAUUUCAGUCCAUUUGAGUUUGGGGUGGCUGUUAUAGAAGGCAGUAUCUUUUUUCUUUUUGUUGUUGCUUUUGGUGGUUAGUAGCUCUGUAAUUUGGCAGGUAAUAACUAUGCUUGUUGAUCCACAUUACAAAACCUUUUCUGCCAAAAAGUCACCAGAAAGAGCUUAACUCUUUCUUUUUUUUUUUCAUAAAUCCUUUUUCUUUGUUUUACUUGUUUUGAAAUUGUACCAGUGGGUGAAAGUCGUAGUUUAGUUGUUUGUAAAUAGUACUGUACCCAUAGUGAAUUAUUUUUUGUCCUUAAAAAAAAUCAUUACUCCAACCAAUGUUCUUCAAUCAGGAGUUUGGACAGACAGUUGCUUUCUAGUAAAGAUGCUGAAGCUGAAUAUUGGUUUGUGGGGUCUGAUUUAAGAGCAACAUAAUAGUAAAAACAAGUACAUUUAGAUCUGUGUAACAAAAUUACAGAAACAAAAGCAACUUUCAGGAAGAUGAUACUGCCAUAGAUCACAGCCACUUCAAGAUACGAAAAAGUGAAAUAUUUUGAAUUUUUCUUUUUCUCUUGUUAGCAAAUUCUUUUUAAGUAUAUUCUAGUUUUUAAAAGCUUAAUAGACUGCUUAUCUCAUGCUCCUUUCCUGCUACUGUCACACCCGUAGAUGAUGUGUACGUACUAAACAUUGUCACUGAUUAAGCGCAAGGAAAGAACGUUGUUUUGCUCUCGUGUAGCCAUUCCACUUUAUGUUGAUGUUUUCCUUUUGUACCAUUGGCAUUGCAAUGCUACAUAGCAGCUUGAAUGAUCUUUUAAUAACUGUGUGGCAGAUGAGAACAGAUGUACGACCGUACAACCAAUAAAAAUAAGUAGACAUGAGACUGACGUUUUAGGUUUCUGCAGCUGUAAUAUUCUCAGUCAUGGAUUUUAGUAAGUUAGUGGUACAGUUACAGUAAAAAAAAAAAAAGGAAUGCUUGAAUCAUUUAUUCAAAUUGGCUGAGAAACACCUGAGUGAUAACAGAAAUGUCAGUGUAUUUUGCUUGCAAAUAUAUUUUAUUAAAUGGAGAACUUGGUAUUA